CAGAAAAUGUACAUACAUACAUAUAUACAUAAUCAAAGUAAGAAUUAUAGACUUUCUAGCUGAUUCCUUGGAAGUGAAAUUGCUCUCUUGCACAGCAACACAUCAUCACAGAGUCAUCUGCUUUCACUUACCUGCCCUCACUUUCCUUCACAACUCCAGCAUCCUUUCAUCUUCAAACUUGAUCAUCAUUUCGGUCCCAUCUGAGAAGCUCUUUAUUCUAUCUUCUAAAAGGAUUCCGGAACACCUGUUAGCUCGCCGAGGCUCAGCGGCAAGAGACGUGAAUAUUGACGCGUUCAACUACCUAUCAAAAUGCGAGUCAUCAUCAGGAAAGACCCUCAGGCUGUGUCUGAGUAUAUCGCCGACUAUAUUGUUAGUCGAAUCAAAGCAUUCGCCCCAACUGCUGAGAAACCAUUCGUGUUGGGCCUUCCAACCGGCAGCAGCCCAGAGAUCAUCUAUGGGAUCUUGGUUGAGCGCUACAAGGCCGGCGAUAUCUCCUUCAAGAACGUUGUGACCUUCAACAUGGAUGAGUAUGUUGGCAUCCCUCGGGACCACCCGCAGAGCUACCACACUUUCAUGUACAAGCACCUCUUCUCCCAUGUUGAUAUCCAGCCGGGCAAUAUCAACAUCCUUAACGGAAAUGCUCAGGACCUGGCUAAGGAAUGCGCUGAAUACGAAGAAAAGAUCGCACGUGUGGGUGGUAUUGAUCUGUUUCUCGGCGGAGUCGGUCCAGACGGCCACAUCGCUUUCAACGAGCCCGGUUCGAGCUUGAACUCGCGCACCCGCGUCAAGACCCUCGCAUACGAUACCAUACUAUCUAAUUCACGCUUCUUCGACAACGACGUGUCCAAGGUCCCACGCAAAGCGUUGACUGUGGGUAUCAAGACCAUCAUGGAUGCGCACGAGGUCGUCAUUGUCGUGACCGGAGCGCACAAGGCAAAGGCAUUGCAGAAGGGACUCGAAGGAGCCGUCAACCACAUGUGGACCCUGUCUGCGUUGCAGCUUCACCAGCAUCCUUUGAUCGUCGUCGACGAAGACGCAACUCUGGAGCUCAGGGUUAAAACCGUUAAGUAUUUCGAAAGCAUUGAGCAGACCGGCACCGACGCUCGCACCCAGGGGCCGCCGCUUGUCCACCGCGCCAAGCCUUACUACAAGCCCGUCACAUCCAACGGCGAUGUCAGCAGUCCUUCCCGGCCAGGGCUUGGUCUCAAGGUCGACACCGGAUUCCAACGCCCGCUGGAUGAUCCUGACGAGCUCACCCCCGACAGCAUGUCCUCCCGUAUUCUGGAUUCUGCCGUUGCAGGAUUGGACGAGACCAUGCUGAACGGCGACAUUAUUUUUGACCGCAUGGGAUCCCGAAUUGUCACCAACGGUUGA
Coccidioides posadasii C735 delta SOWgp is the source of this 1374-nucleotide messenger RNA. RefSeq lists its product as uncharacterized. Gene Ontology annotation, cellular component: cytoplasm. The record is from RefSeq and is a predicted model, not a curated record. Gene Ontology annotation, molecular function: glucosamine-6-phosphate deaminase activity; identical protein binding. Lineage: Eukaryota; Fungi; Ascomycota; Eurotiomycetes; Onygenales; Onygenaceae. Gene Ontology annotation, biological process: N-acetylneuraminate catabolic process; N-acetylglucosamine catabolic process; carbohydrate metabolic process.